CGGAGCUUGACAAAAAAAAACAGAGGCUGGCAUGGAACUGCUUUGUUUCUCUUGUGUUAUGCUGGUACUCGUGGUAUGUGGUUUAGGAGGCGAGGAUAUGACCAGGACAUAUGCAGGCGUUGAGAAAAUGGAGAGCUGUUUGACCCCGAAAAUUGAAAGCUACAUAGAACAGCUCACCGUGAUGAGCGAAACAGCGCAAUGUGAAUGGAUUAAAAACACAUCCAAGACUUGUUUAAUUCAAGUCUAUGGUGACAACAAACCUAGCGAUGAGGAGGUAGACGAAUACACCAUCAUAGCAGACACCAUGGCGGCUAUGUACAACCCAAACUGCCAAUUUGACAUCCAUCUUAUAGUACAAGAAAUCUGGCCACAAAACAAGGGAUCCAACAUCAUUCAAACAACGGACCGGACGAAUGUCACAAUGGAGCAAAAGAAGCACAGUACCAAUCAAAGGGUCGCUGUAUCUAGAGCGACUAACAAAUCAAAAGAAAAAAAAGACUUCAGCAAAACUAAUCCAGACUUAAACAAAAGCCCAACUGUUAACCCAGUAUCGUCAGCAACUGCUAAUGAUGUAAAAGUAUCUCAGCAAAAAACUAUUAUUUUAGCAGUUGCUGUCACUGUUUCUCUUAUUUUUUUAUGUAUACUUUUAAUUGUUUUAUUGAAAAAAAUACUUCAGCGCUUUAAUUCUCAGCAUGCACGGUAUAUCCACAGCAUUUAAACGAUAACAAUAAUAAUAUCUAUAGGUAAUUAUAAUUGUUUUCACAGUUAAACUUCACAAAUAAUAUCAUGUAAUACAUUUACGGCUGGAAUUCGACCCUUCAUAAGAAUAUGACGAGGUAACAGAAACAGGUGAACUCUACUUAACUUGCCCCAAUAACCCUCAGGUUCGAAAAGGGAAAAUUAUUUUCUUUGCUUUUACACAUUUCAGUACGCGUUCUUAUUAAUUUGUUUUAAUUAUUAAA
This is a messenger RNA of Physella acuta, 962 nucleotides long. RefSeq lists its product as uncharacterized. The record is from RefSeq and is a predicted model, not a curated record. NCBI's taxonomy places the organism in Eukaryota, Metazoa, Mollusca, Gastropoda, Physidae.